GCUCAAUGAGCAAAGUGGCAAUAAUAAUUUAAUUAUCUGUGGUUUUGGGGGACAGUAUAUUUUUGCAGGGUGUUAUGUAGCAAAGUCUCACCAUGAUGGGGAUUGUAUUUCAGAUAAAGUUAAGUAUACUUCUAUUAUACGUGGCUUGUUAUACUGUAUAUCCUUGCAAAUCUUGCAUGGCUAAUUUGCAGUUUAUUUAGGUGUAUGCGGCAGACUUCAACUAUACAAACCAUAAGUGGUUUCCCUUCAUUUAUGAACACUCCAGUGUAUGAGUUAUUCUCCCUGUGUUGUCUACCUGAGAACACGUUUAACAUGGUAAUUGGCUAAAUACGUGUUGCUAACAAGUGAGCUUGCUUUUAUUGGGUAGGAUGGGCUAUGUGUAUAUAAAUUGCAAUGGUGCAGUUAGAGUCAUGGUUCACCUGCAUUCAGCAUGACGUCUAGGAAAAAGGCAUCACAAAGAGAGGAAAGGGAGGGUCCUCCUUGCAUAUUCACAAGGCUUCGUGAUUUAAGUGCAAAGUGUUUGCAGACCACCAUAAGCUAUGUGCAUGAAGACCAGGAAGAAAUGCAUGACUCUAUUACACCUAUCAGUUCCUGUGGGCAGAUAAUUGAUUUAAGGAACCAAAUCAAGCAGCAAUUAACUGAUAUGAAGACAGAUCUGCAAAUAAGGGGACUCUCCAAAGACAUGGCAGAUGGCCCUCUCAAUAUAAGCCUGACCAUGGCCUUCCAGCCCUUAGAAACUGAAAUGUGCUCCAUGAAAAAUAAGGAAAUUGCCAUUGCACGAAUGCAAUCAUUCGAUGCUUUAUUGAAUUCCCUGCACCAGGAUCAUGAACAAAAUAGUUCCAUACUGGCAGUGAUCAGUCAUACAGUUGAUAUUUGUAAGAUGAUCCAGGCUGUUCAGUCGUUCUGUGUCUUGCUUCAGAGUAAUAGAAUAUUGGAGGAGAAGCUGGCCAGUGUCCGCAAAAGCAGAAUGGAAGUGCGACUCUUGCAACAGGAGCUUUUCAAAAAAGUGAAAAUAACCGAAGAAAGGAAAAAUAAACUGCAAGAGAUCGAAAUGAAGACCCAGGUUGUAGGAAAGGAAAACAUGGACACAGUUGCAAAUAAAGUGAUCAUAAUUCAAGAGAUUUUUCAGCGGUGCAUUCUGAGUACACACACAGACUGGUCAGAGGACCCACAUUUAACACGUCUGCUGUUGAAGAUGAAGGACUCUCCUUUUCAAUGACAAGCUGUAUAUAUUUUUCUAGAUUCAUCUUUGUUUUUUAAAUCUCUGCUAUUAAGAAUACAUUUAAAAUAAUUGUGCUUUUUCAUUCUGUAACUGAAAUGUUAAAAUAAAAACUUUUUUCUUAACGUCAA
Molecule: messenger RNA, 1350 nt
Organism: Xenopus tropicalis (tropical clawed frog)
Lineage: Eukaryota; Metazoa; Chordata; Amphibia; Anura; Pipidae
Gene: cenphl
Product: centromere protein H like
Exons: 10
Coding region: 431-1219 (262 amino acids)
Biological process (GO): kinetochore assembly
Cellular component (GO): kinetochore; nucleus
Source: RefSeq, a predicted model, not a curated record